Didymodactylos carnosus is the source of this 978-nucleotide messenger RNA. Lineage: Eukaryota; Metazoa; Rotifera; Eurotatoria; Philodinida; Philodinidae. The record is from the annotation of a GenBank genome assembly.
AUGAAACGUUUAACGCGACAUCGUUCAACAACUAUUCCUAAUGAGAACGUGAACGUAAGUUCAGUAGCAACAAAUAAUCAAUUUCAAAUUUAUGAUUAUGAACAAACAUGUCUAAGACAAUUAAGAAAACUUGGAAUUAGUCAAGAUAGAGCAGAAAAAGCAUGUGCUGCAACUGGUUAUCAAUCAUUGAAAACCGCAUUGGACUGGUUAUAUAGACAUAUAAAUGAUGCACGCUUAGAUCGUCAUGAUUUAUGUAAUCAUGAAUUUAUUAUCUAUUUAUGUCCAAAUGAACAGCUUAAAGAACAAAUUUAUACUUAUAUGAAUGAAUCAUUACAAUUAUUUGGCUCAAAUCAAGCACAUAGUGAUAAAAAUUUAACAGCAUUUAAAUUAUGCACAUUUUUUCAAGUGCCAGAUCGUUAUGUUUAUCAUAUUCAUAAAACAUUUGAGCAUAUUGUACAUCGUUAUCGUGAACGUUUUUCAUCUCGGCAUUUAACGUUGCAAUUAAUUGGUGAACAACAAUUUUUUAUGCUAUAUCCAGACAAAGAUAGUGAAAGAUUAUUGAAAGAAAUAAUUAACGAUAUUCAAACAAUGCUAAAUCAAUAUGCUCCAUCUAUUGUUCUUCCAUUAUAUCGUAAACAAUUUCAUAUAACAUUAGCAUUUGGUAUUACUGAAAUAUCAUCAAUGGAACGAAAAGUGAUGCACGAUUUAAUUUCUACAUGCAUUGAUUUCGAUAGACAAAAACAAUAUCAAUGGGAUUUGAGACUUUAUUCAAGAGAAAUACAUUUAUCAAAUUAUGAAAAAGAGGUUUACCGUGUUAUUUUACCUAUAACAUCAACACCAUUAUCAGCAACAUAUCCAACGGAUUAUCUUCGACUCGAACAAGAUGAUAUUUUAUUUGUAACUAGACCGGGAAAACAGAGUACAGAUGGAAAUAAUGAACAAUUAGCGUAUGAGAAUAAAUAUGCUAAAGUAGCUUGA